Molecule: messenger RNA, 3635 nt
Organism: Ochlerotatus camptorhynchus
Lineage: Eukaryota; Metazoa; Arthropoda; Insecta; Diptera; Culicidae
Product: semaphorin-1A-like
Exons: 9
Coding region: 927-3326 (799 amino acids)
Biological process (GO): neural crest cell migration; negative regulation of axon extension involved in axon guidance; semaphorin-plexin signaling pathway
Molecular function (GO): chemorepellent activity; semaphorin receptor binding
Source: RefSeq, a predicted model, not a curated record
UCGUUCCUUUGAGCAAUCCAAGUGACCUUAGUUUCAACGCUCGCCGCCACUCUGGCUAGCGAAACGAAGAAGGCUAUAAUGACGCACGCUUCAGCGCAAGAUAAAUUCGUUUAGCCAUGUGCACUACUGUGUCCAGCAAAGUGCCAUAUAGGAUGUGCGAGUGCGAAAGUGAUUUUUAUAUUAGAGGCUCAUUGAGUGCGUGUAACAAGUGACCGACAACAGCAAGUAGUGUGCAAUCAGCCAUCAGUGGCAAGUGAGUAAUAAUGGGAGUUUAAUCCAAUUUGUGAUGUUAAAUCAGUUCGUUUACAUCGCCUUCUUGGAUGCCGUGGAGUGAAUGGUGUGCCUUAAGAAGCGGAUUUGUACUCUCGAAAGAACGAGCUUGUAACGGAAUAAUAGUAGCCGUCUAAAUUUGGAAGCAAUCGUACCUUACAUAUAUUGUCAACAAGAAGCUCUCUGUCAAAUCCAGCACAGUUUCAAUCGGCAUCUAGAAUCGGUCUACUAGUGAAAUGACAAUUUCGACCGCGGCGCCACCAACGGCAGUAUUAACCUUCUCCGGCGUCUAAGAAAAGCAACGACCAGGUUGCCAUUAAUUAGCACCGAUCAUGCUGCACCAGCAAAAGCACUGACACGCGAAUGGCAGAUCAGAGCAACAACAUAUAGACGCCCGCGGUCAGCCUCCGACGAAAUCGAGAGCUUUUUAAGGAACAUAUUAACUAAUAAAUGCAAUCGCUAAUUAGAUAGAUAAUAAUACACCGCACAGCGGCACAGUUGCUGAAAAUGCGUCGAGUGUGAAACCGAGUUCCAGAGAGCCCGAAGAAGGUGUGCUCAAGUGCCCAAAAGCCAUAAGCGCGAUCGAAGGAAAGAGCGUGUGUGUGUGUAAUCAAAUAGCUGAAAACAUAUAAAAUACCACGAGAAGCACCAGCUUCAUGAUGGACAACGGCAGCAUACCGGUAGCGAUGCUGAGGAGGCACCUGAACUCAUUCAUGAUCGUCCUGAUAGUGUUAGUUAGCUGCAGCUUAGAUAGGAUUGACAGUUGGACACCAGAUGUCCUGACCAAGUCAUACAUUACAUACGAUAACACAAUACCAGCCUUUUUCGGCAACAGCACUGAUUACUUUAAGUUGCUAGAUCAAGAUGACAACUCGAUACUGAUAGGAGCGCGGAAUGCGCUGUACAACAUUAGCCUGGAUCGGUUGAUUGAACAUCCGACCCAACGGAUCACGUGGCCCUCGUCGGAUGCCCACCGGGAGCUUUGUACGCUCAAGGGCAAGCUGGAUCAGGACUGCCAAAACUACAUUCGGGUGUACGCGCGGGUAGGCGCUAACAGGAUUAUGCUUUGCGGGACAAAUUCGUACAAGCCACUUUGCCGGUUCUACAACAUACUGCCGAGCGAUAGUGCAAUUGCGUACGAUAACAAUGAGAUGGAAGCCCUUGGACGAUGUCCGUAUAAUCCUCUGCAUAAUAGCACUUAUUUGUUUACCGACGGCCAUCUGUACUCGGCCACGGUAGCGGAUUUCUCGGCAGCAGAUCCCCUAAUAUACCGAGAACCACAGCGAACCGAGCAGUACGAUAGCAAGCAGCUCAAUCAGCCGGCCUUUGUGAGUGCCGUAGAGCACAAUGGAUAUGUGCUGUUUUUCUUCCGGGAAGUGGCCGUCGAGUAUAUGAACUGUGGCAAAGCAAUUUAUUCUCGCGUUAGCCGUGUCUGCAAAAACGAUAAAGGUGGACCACAUCCAUUGAAUGACCGCUGGACGUCAUUCUUGAAAGCCAGACUAAACUGUUCCAUACCGGGCGAAUAUCCGUUCUAUUUCGAUGAAAUCCAAUCUACUACUAAAACGAUCAAUGGCAUCUACGGUGGCGAUACGAAUCAGAUCAUCUACGCGAUCAUGACCACGCCGGACAACGCCAUCGGUGGUUCGGCCGUGUGUGCUUUCUCCAUUCAAGACAUUUUGGAUACCUUCGAGGGGUCGUUCAAAUCGCAGCGAGAUAUUCACUCGAAUUGGCUUCAAGUUCCCCAGAACCAAGUGCCGGAUCCUCGUCCGGGAAAGUGCGUUGAUGAUAGCCGGACACUGCCGAAGGCUUCAGUGAAUUUUGUGAAGAUGAAUACUUUGAUGGACGCAUCGGUGCGAUCAUUACAUUCCCGACCCAUUUUCACGCGAGUUAGCCUUCUGUACCGCCUUUCGGCGAUCACUGUUGAUCCUCAGGUGAAAGCGUUGGACGGCAAAACGUACGAUGUAAUUUUUGUUGGCACCAACGACGGAAAGGUCAUAAAAUUCGUUAACAUAUUGUCGUCCAACUCGACGGAUGAGGUCAAAACCGUUAUAAUCAGCGAAACUCAAGCAUUCCCAAUAGGUACCAAGGUGAACGCAUUGACCAUUUCCAAGAAGAACAAAAAGUUGAUUGUUAUUAGCAAUGGGAAGAUAAUUUCGCUGCCACUCAGUAAUUGCAACGAACACGAGUUCAAAUCUUGCCGCAAAUGCCUAGAGCUACAGGAUCCCUACUGUGCUUGGGAUGAUGUGAACCGAGAAUGUCGAACCGUUGACGAUCACCACGCUGGUAGCCGAUCGAUGGAUAAUCUCUUCCAGCGCUUGGAUGGACUGAACGUAAAUGACAUCUGCAAAAAGUACGACCAGCGUGAUCAGCGUCAACACAAAGCGGAAGACAACGACGUCUACACGAGGGUUGAUGGGUCCGGUUCUGCCGAAAAGGACAGCCCCACCGAAACCAAGAAUGUCGUCAUCAUCCAGGGCACGGUCGCCUCCACGGGGCCGGUCGAUAUUGAUAAUGAAAUAUCGAUGACCUCGCUCGAAGGAAGCGUGUUGACGAAUAAAAUCGGAUCCCAUCAGUACCACCAUAAAACAGAUCCGCUCGUUAAGGAAAGCGUCUCCAUGGCAGCAUUAAACUGGCAGAUAAGCAUCAUGCUGGUGGUAUUUUCGGUCAUCAUCGGCAUAUUGCUUGGUUUUUGCAUCACUCGACAGGUCAUCAAGAAGCAGUCCUUUCACGGCAGUGAGCAUCGAAAUCAGCUGAAUUGGCACCACACCAAGAACUUGAGCAUGCUUUCGCAGAACCGCACCAGCGGGAAAGACGUGAAUCUACUGAUGAACACGAACACAAACACAAACACCGGCAAUCAGUACCACACGCAGCAGCAGGCUAUCGUCCAGCAGCUGCAGCAGCACCAUCAGAACAAUAUGAAGGACAAUAUCGACUUUGAUUUCAAAGAUCGAAGCGUCGAAUGCAAGAACUCGACGGAGAAUCUGGAGAAGGACAUCAGUAAAGGCAUGGGCACGCUGCAGAAGACUCCACAGUUGAAGACAUUCAAGCCUUAGGAAGAUAUAGUUGAUGUGAGAAAGAGAGAGAAAGAGAGUGUGAUUGAAAACGAAGUGCUGCCGCCGAGCUUUGCCAAUGCAUGUAGGUAUUAAUAGUGGUACCGCAAACAAUAUGCAAAAGACGAAUUUGGCGGCGAUAACGAUUAGGAACAUUUGUGAGAGACUGUGUGCCUAGCACAAACCAUCCCCAGCCAGCAUACCACAUUUGGUUCAAGUUGAGGCCUUACUCUGAAACGUGUGCCCAUUCUGCACUGCAAGGUGCGAUAAGCAGGGAAGUUAAACAAUUUACCUUUAAAGAAAUACAACAAA